Messenger RNA from Purpureocillium lilacinum, 612 nucleotides. RefSeq lists its product as uncharacterized. Lineage: Eukaryota; Fungi; Ascomycota; Sordariomycetes; Hypocreales; Ophiocordycipitaceae. The record is from RefSeq and is a predicted model, not a curated record.
AUGGCACCGAAAUUGAAAAUGACCGCCAAAGGUGGCAAGGCCGGGCCCUUAGAGCAGGAGUCAGACGAGGAGAGGCCACUCAUGUUCCACAUGGUCAACGAGAAGCACGGCGAGUUCUGUCAAUGGUACCCUUCUACAUUCUUUGUCUACAAGCACGAGAUACUCGAGGCGGUUGGCCAAGACCGCAAGGAAGGCGACGGGUACGGCACAGUCUGGUUCUCCAGCGCCGAGCAGUUCAUGAUGUACUGCAAGGCAACGAGGUUCGGUGACCAUGAGACCCAACGGCGCGUCAUGGAGACCAAAGACCCCAAGGAGCAGAAGCGGCUUGGCAGGCAGACAGCCGGCUUCACGCAUGCAGGCUGGGACGAGGUCAAGAGCGCCGUGGUCGAGCUCGCCAACACGGCCAAGUUUGGUCAAAACGCAGGCCUACGGACGAAGCUGCUGGCCACUGGGGAUCGACUGCUCUGCGAGGCCGCGCCCGAUGAUCGUGUAUGGGGCAUUGGAUUCGACGCCAAACGAGCGAUGGCGAUGCAGGAUCGCUGGGGCGAGAAUCGGCUGGGGAAAGCUCUGAUGGCCGUGCGGGAGAAGCUGAGAAAAGAGGUCGUUGACUAG